Penicillium crustosum is the source of this 180-nucleotide messenger RNA. RefSeq lists its product as uncharacterized. The transcript has a single exon. Bases 1 to 180 code for a protein of 59 amino acids. The record is from RefSeq and is a predicted model, not a curated record. NCBI's taxonomy places the organism in Eukaryota, Fungi, Ascomycota, Eurotiomycetes, Eurotiales, Aspergillaceae.
AUGACGGCAAUCUCCGAGCCUCUUGCGUCGUCCCGGCACGUUGUCGUUCUCGCAUUGGAUGGUUACACGAAACGUGAAAUGGACCGAAUGCAAAAGUCCAUCCAAGCGCACCUACUGGGCGCGCCAACUUCAUCCGACUUUACUUCAAAUGGAUUAGCCAAGGUCGGGGACGUCAGAUAA